UACGUCGAUUCGGUGAGAAGUUUUGAAAGGACGAAUAAUUUAAUAUUUUUAUUGUCAUGAUUAUUUUCUCAAAUACGGAAAUUAAUUUCUUCGUUAAAAAAUACGUUAUAAAGUUCCUAUUUGCCAAUGGUUUAAAUCAAAUACAUAUUUAACUUUCUGUUUAUAACCUAAAUAUACAUAACCAUUCCAUUCAAAUAUAAAUUCAUGAUACCGAAAGCAAGUACAUUGAUGAAAGUAUCUAUAUUAAAAUAGACGCUUUAUAUGAUCGGUUCAUUCAUCGCUACUCUGACACUAUUGUAUAGUGAUUUGAAUAAUGAUUCGUCAACAACUGUAAAAAAUGCGAUGCACUAACGAGUAGUUAUUCGGAAUAACUAGAUUUUUUUAUACUUUUUGUAGUGACAUUAAAUUUUUUGUGACUUUUUUUUUAAUGACAGAAUAAUGCUGUCUUUAAUUUCAAGUAUGUGGCAUUCAACAGAAAGUAUGAUUGCUGAAUAUAUCAAUUUAAAUGUUACAUUAUGGCUUUUAAUGCCAUUAUUGAUAACAUUUCUUCUUCCGCUGGUGAUUGUUCUAUUAUUAUAUAUCACUGCCUUGAUUUUAUAUGUUUAUCGACUCCAUAGGCAUAGGCUGAGAAAUGCAUAUGGGACUGAUUGGAGGAAUGCAUCACGAAAUGUAGUAGCUGCUGUUUGGGACGCACAUGGAUGGAUAUGGCAUGGUUAUGAAGUUGUUGGUUUAGAAAACAUUCCAAAAGAUGAGUCUGUUCUAUUUAUUUAUUACCAUGGAGCCAUUCCCAUAGAUCUUUACUACUUUAUAUCUAAGGUGUUUCUAUUCAAUUCAAAACUUAUUCACACUGUUGCUGAUAGAUUUCUCUUUAAAUUUCCUGGCUGGUCCAUAAUUUCUGAUGUUUUAAAAGUUAUACCUGGAACGAUUCAAACUUGCUCAUCAAUUCUGAAGGAUGGUAAUAUGCUUGCUAUAUCACCUGGUGGUGUUUAUGAAGCUCAAUUUGGAGAUGCAUAUUAUCAACUUAUGUGGAAAAAAAGAUUAGGAUUUGCUAAAGUAGCACUAGAUGCUAAAGUGUCAAUAGUUCCAAUGUUUACAAAAAAUGUUAGAGAAGCUUUCCGGACAGUAACUUGGGGAAGAAGAUUGUGGUUGAGAUUAUAUGCUGCAACUAGAUAUCCAUUUGUUCCAAUCUAUGGUGGUUUUCCUGUCAAACUGAAAACAUAUGUUGGCAAGCCAAUUCCAUAUGAUGAAGAUCUUACUCCCGAACAAUUACAGACGAAAAUUGCUACAGCACUUUAUGAUUUAAUUAAAGAACAUCAAAAAAUACCAGGAAGUAUUUUACGAGCAUUACUAGAAAGAUUUGAUUACAGAGAUACAAUGUCAAGUGAAUCUAAAACUGAUACUUCCAAAACAAAACGUGAAUAAAUUUUUUAAAUUGUAUUAAAUUAUUAGAAUCUCACUAUAUAGGGUUGGGAAUUCCAGAAAUCAUUAUUGUAAAGAUUUAUCAAUUGCAAAUGUAUAUUAAUUUUUUUUUAUAUAUUACUAAUUGUUAAAAAAAUCACAAGAUUCUUCUUCACAACAAUUUAAAAAUUUAUUUUCCUAUAAAUCGUUUCAAAGAGAAAUAGAUAUAUUUUAACCUUGUUAUUUUAUGGGAAAAGUAAAAAAAGUCGGUUUAUUUCGCUAACUUACAUAUAAACUCUACGUAGAUAAAAUAUUGCAAAUUUGUGUUUUUAAAUACAUUUUUAAUGAACAAAAUUGAUUAAAAUGUUACUAUAAAGUUAUAAAGUCCAAGCAUGAAAUUUCUUUGUUAUUAAAAAUCAAACGCUCUAUUAUCGAUGUAGUCAAGAAUAUUUGUAAUAUCAAAGUUAAGAGUACAUCUUAUACAUCUAAUAUUAUAUUUAUUAUGUAAAGAUUGACUGUAAAUUAUAAAAUAUAAU
Molecule: messenger RNA, 1934 nt
Organism: Phymastichus coffea
Lineage: Eukaryota; Metazoa; Arthropoda; Insecta; Hymenoptera; Eulophidae
Product: monoacylglycerol/Diacylglycerol O-acyltransferase
Exons: 6
Coding region: 439-1422 (327 amino acids)
Cellular component (GO): membrane
Molecular function (GO): acyltransferase activity
Source: RefSeq, a predicted model, not a curated record